Messenger RNA from Saccoglossus kowalevskii, 4497 nucleotides. RefSeq names its product centrosomal P4.1-associated protein-like. The record is from RefSeq and is a predicted model, not a curated record. Gene Ontology annotation, molecular function: tubulin binding. Gene Ontology annotation, cellular component: centriole; centrosome. Gene Ontology annotation, biological process: cilium assembly; centriole elongation. Lineage: Eukaryota; Metazoa; Hemichordata; Enteropneusta; Harrimaniidae.
AUGGAAUCAGAAGACACUGGCCAAGAUAACCUUAGUAGGAUGCCAGUAGCUACAUCAUGUAUACCUUCAGGAUUUAUUACUUCAUCAUCCAGGUGGACUUCAAAUAGCCGAGCUGGUGUAGUAUUGGAUUUUAACCCCCCUACUUUAUCUACAAUGCCAACGAAAGAUUUGUCACAUGUGCAUACAAACUCAGGACAAGAAGUAAACUUGUUGCCAAAACAAGUGGACAUUAACUCAAAACACGAACCUCUCAGCAUGGAUGUGAAUAUCGAAACUCAUACGGACUAUGACGCGAGUGAUAAUUUUCAAGGAGCUUUACCGCAGUUCUUUAAUAAAGAAUUUCAAGAAAAGAUAGCAUCUCCCAAAUUAGAUACAAGUAUAGAUGUUCUAGAACACCAGGCUUCCAAAGAGCAAGCUAAAUUAUUACAGAGAUUUAAGCAGCUGAAACAGUGGCAACAAGAACAACAGGACAAAUUACUACGGCAACAAAAAGAUCAGCUAGAGCAAUUUAAAAAUGAACAAGAGAGAGUAAAAAGUAUGAUAGCAUUACAACGACAGAUACAAUGGGGAGGUUCUUCUAGUUCUCAAUCAUCUCAUAAACCAACACAGUUAUCAUCACAGAACCCUAGUACAAUACCUCAUAUUCUUGCCAAUGCUGCUUCUGGUGGUGCUAAAGGUUUAUUUCCUCCAGUGCAAGAUGAUGUCUUACAUCAGUACCCAGCACAGCCAACCUUCCCCUCAUCAUCACUGCCUGUUGAGGAUGACCAAGAAGAGUCUGAAUUUGAUUCAGCCAGUGAUAUACAGAGUAGCACUGUAAUGGAGGGGGUAGAACCACUCCCUGACACAGCUUCUGAAUUCAGUGACAUGCCUUCAGAGGACAAGCAUACCAAAGAACAGACACAGGUAACCAUGGCAAUCAGCUCUGAUAGUGAAAGGAAUUUGAAUAAGUAUUCCUCAUGGUUAGAACCUCAAACAUUGGACAAUAAUUUAGAACUUGAUAAAGGUCCAGAUUUCUGGGUGGAUAAAGGUCCAGAUUUCUGGGUAGAUGAAGGUUCAGAUUUCUGGGUAGAUGAAGGUCCAGAUUUCUGGGUAGAUAAACGUCCAGAUUUCUGGGGAGAUAAAGGUCCAGAUUUCUGGGUAGAUAAAGGUCCAGAUUUCUGGGUAGAUAAAGGUCCAGAUUUCUGGGUAGGUAAAGGUCCAGAUUUCUGGGUAGAUAAAGGUUCAGAUUUCUGGGUAGAUAAAGGCCCAGAUUUCUGGGUAGAUAAAGAUGCAGAUUUCUGGGGAGAUAAUGGUUCAGAUUUCUGGGUAGAUAAAGGCCCAGAUUUCUGGAAGUUAGAAGUCAAUAAGGAAGCCAAGGAUCAGAUUGAGUUUGAUGAACUUCCUGUCAGUGCAGUGUCUGCUGGGGGCAGAAUAAAAACAUUUGAAGAACUCCUGGAGGAACAACUACAGUUAGAAUCACAGAGUAAAGACAUCAAAUCUGUAGACACUCAAUCAAAAAAACCAUUUCUUAGAAAAGGACAAGGUAUAGGUCGAUUCGGCCUUGCAGGAAAGAAAUCCAAAAUAUCUUCACAAAAUUUAUCAACUGCCAAAGUUCAAGACGCUGUUGUCAAACAAGAUACUGCUGAAAAGAAAUCAACUGCCAAGUUUGAUCAUGAUCUGCAUAAAAAGGGAAAUGGAUCCACUGAUCAACCAACAUCACUGCCAAAAAAGAUGAAAGAUUCACAGAGUACAUCACCAAAGGUAGAACAAGAGGAACUGAAGGAGUUUGAGUUAUUAGAACAAGCAGCUGAUGAUACAUCAUUUACCAGUAACUCUUCUAUGGUGGCGAGAAUGCUCAAUAAACAGAAAAAAUGGACACCUCCAACCAUACAUGAACGAGAUGACAGAGAGGAUCUUAGGAAAACAGGUAACGAUGACAGAGGAUCAUCAACAGAGGAAGAAAAUGAUUAUGAUGAAAAUGAUAGAACAUUAGAGCCAGAAAAUUCUCCCUCGGCCAAACAAUCAUCAUCGCAUGAAUUAAGUGUAGACUUUAAUGAUGAUGAAAGUUGGGGAGAUUUUAGUCAUGAUCUUAAAGACAGUGAGGAAGAGGAUGAAGAGGAGGAGGAUAGUUACCAUGACAAUGGGAAGCAAGAAGAGAGCAUUAUAGCUGGAUCUGAGAACUUGGUGACGUCUACUCCUCCACUUCGAAAGCUUGCAUCAAGUGCAUUCACCAAAGAAACACUUAAAGACUCUGGUUCCACUCCGCCGACAUCUGGGCUCAUGACGAAAUUAUUCCCGCAACUGAAACCUGUGGAAUCAAAGGAGAGUCAGCAUAUUCAUCAACAGACACAAAAGUUGCAGCAUGUAAAUGAGAGGGUGUACAACGAUGGUAUACAGUCUAAAGUAUUGAAAGAAAAAUUAGCUGAACUUGAAACAGAAAUUGAACGAUUUCGAAGAGAAAAUGCAAAUUUAUUGAAACUCAGGGAUGAGAGAGACAAGGCGAUGAAGCAGCUACAGAAAGAGAUGCGAGAUUUUGAUAAAUUGAAAACUGAAGAGUUGCAACAGUUGGAAGAGUUUAAAGAUGAAGAGAUGAAGAAACUAAGAAGAGAGAAGAAAACUUUUGAAAAAUAUCAGAAAGCAGCAAGAGCUGUACCUGAUAAAAAAGAACGUGAAGAGAUAGAGACUUUAAAAAAACAGCUAUUAGAAGUUCAGGAUGAGAUGAGGCGGAAAGAAACACGAUGGAAUUCAAGCAGUGUACGUUUGCAUACACGGAUAGAAAAUCUUGAAAAAGACAACCAUGAAUUGCGAGAUGAGUUACAGAUAUUAGAAAGGAGGAGGUUGGAUUCCUGGAAACGAGAUGAGGAAGCAAAGUCAAAAGAGAAAAAAUUACACAAGCGGUCUCGCAGCCGUGAGAAAGCGCCCUCACAGGACCAAACUAAGAAUCAGGAAACCCCUAACCAUGACAGGCUGCAUGAGCACAUUGAUGAACCUACCUCACCCCUACGUCACAAAAUGAAAUCACCCAUACGACAGAAAAUGGGUGACAAACCCAACAAGAACACAACAAAACAGAAUGAAAGGGAAUAUGAAGUAGAUGACUUAUUACCAGAAGACACACCACGAAAACAGUUAUUGAUAAAUAGUCUCACAAAACAAAGCUCUGAAGUUGAUGGAUUUCAAGGUUAUACCUCUGAAAGUAACCCACCACGGAGGCCGGUACACAGAAAGCGAGCCAUCAAGUUUGAUAGCAAUGAUAGUAAUUAUGAAUUAAAAGUAUCGACACAAACUAUUGAUAAUGACAGUGAUAUGGAGGAGAUUUCACAUCCUGAUGGAAAGGUUGAGUGUAGAUACCCGAAUGGAAGAAGAGUAAUAACGUUCACGAAUGGAACACGCAAAGAGAUUAGUCCCGAUGGUCUGACUAUUAUUGUGUCUUUCUUCAAUGGUGAUAUCAAGCAGAUUAUGCCAGACCAGAGAGUUAUCUAUUAUUAUUCAGAAGCUAAGACAACACAUACGACAUACUGUGAUGGACUAGAAGUGUUGCAGUUCCCAAAUAACCAGAUUGAGAAGCAUUAUCCGGAUGGCACUAAAGAGAUCACAUUCCCUGAUCAUACUAUUAAAUAUCUCUUUCCAAAUGGCUGUGAGGAAAGUAUAUUUCCAGAUGGCACAGUCUUGAGGGUUGAUAAAAACAGUGAGAAGACGAUGGAAUUCCCUAACGGUCAGAGAGAAAUCCAUACUGCACAAUACAAGAAACGAGAAUAUCCUGAUGGAACAGUGAAAACUGUCUACCCUGAUGGCCGUCAAGAAACUCGUUACUCAAAUGGUAGAAUUCGUGUAAAGGACAAAGAUGGACGUAUUAUCGUAGAUAGAUUGUGUUAAAACUUUCGUAUUUUUUUUAAAGAGAUACUUGUACUUGUGUAUUCAUGGUAAUAAAAAGACCAGGCCGUCAUACUAUCAUGUGAAUAUAUUUGUUAAAUACAUGAUAUGACAGCAUUUUAAAAACUGGGGAUUCCAAAUAGCCUUGCCCCUACCUUAUAUUGUAUAUCAGACCAGUGUAUAAAGUCUGUAUCUGGAAUUCUUUAUAGAAAUGAGAAAAAUGUUUUUUAUUAAAAAGAUCUUCGAAGGUACUAAUUGGUAAUGUAGAUUGGGUAAGGUUAAUGUAGUAAUUUAUAAAUAUUAUUGAAUACCAUAAUAAUCUUUUUGUACCAAAGAAGUGGUCCCAGUCUUUUUUCUAAAGUUUUUAACAAUUAAAUUAAAGAGUUUAGUAUAAAAGGAUUAUUUUACGGUUAUGCCUAUGGUAUCAGACAAUGUAACAUUAUGUUAUGCGAGCAUGUCUAUCCUUAUUUGAGCUAUAUCGUUGUAGAUGUACAAUUAUUCUGUCCUUCUGAUCUUGAAUAAAAGAAAAUGCAGGGUUCUUUUUUUUUCAAGUUUAAUUCCUUUUUCAUUACAGUUUCUUUGUGCUUUGAUUAAGCACAUGUGCUUAUAUAUAUAUCUCCCAUUCAGCUGAAUAUUAAGGCCAUG